GUCUCAAUAGCUUUAUAAUAAUGAUAAAUGAUUCUCUCAUAUCGUAAAUAUUGGUUCAAACUUAUUGGGAAAAAUAUCAAUGUAAUGAGAAUAUUAGAUUCUCUCUUACCUAUUGUAUUCGUCGCUUUAUCUCGAGUGAUUAUCAUUUGCAAGAUACUUUUAAAAAGACUUCUCAGCUAAAACACUUGUCUAAUUACUAAGAAAUCAAAAAAUAGAUAAAUGAGUAACACUUUCAUUUAAAAUAAUAUACAUAUUGAAUUAUUGAAUACUUAUAUAUAAUAUGAUAAUAUGCAGGAUGGUCGGAUUGAUUGAUCUUGUCCUAGGCGAAUCAACAUUGUUCUUCGGACUAAUUGCCCCAAUUUUUGAUGAUAAGAGGCAAUAUACCUUGCCUGCUCAAGUCUGGCUGCCCUACAAUUAUACGACGUCACCAAUAAUAUACUGGUUAACUUAUAUUAUGAAUUCCGUCUGUGCAAUAUCUAUAGCCAAUCUGUCGGUUGUCAUGGACGUUAUUAUCUAUGGGUUUAUGUUAAUCACUGGUUGUCUAAUCGAUUUACUCGAUAACCGGCUCGUUCAUUUAGAAAAAAAUAUGAAACAUUAUAGCACGGAGCAUCCCGUUACUUCAACAAGUGUAAAUCAAGAGGCGCGACUUCUAAAGCAAAUUAUUCACAAUCAUAUUUUCAUAUACGAGUUAGUAUAAUCUUACGGCAUU
This is a messenger RNA of Ceratosolen solmsi marchali, 709 nucleotides long. RefSeq lists its product as uncharacterized. Gene Ontology annotation, molecular function: olfactory receptor activity; odorant binding. Lineage: Eukaryota; Metazoa; Arthropoda; Insecta; Hymenoptera; Agaonidae. The record is from RefSeq and is a predicted model, not a curated record. Gene Ontology annotation, cellular component: plasma membrane. The transcript has a single exon. Gene Ontology annotation, biological process: sensory perception of smell; detection of chemical stimulus involved in sensory perception of smell. The coding region runs from base 281 to 697 and encodes 138 amino acids.